AUGAAAUUUAUCAGUCAGCGUACUCCAUCCUAUUCAUCUGGUAUCAAAACACUCCCAUCAACCAAUUCUACAAAAAAGAAACCUGUAGUGAAAAAUAUGAAAACAUGGGAAAAGCAUCUGAAACCGUGGUCUAUUUGUCUUUGUUUGCUACUGACACUCUUCCUUUUUCUAUGUAUGGUACUGGGUAUUUUUGCUUUGAUCUCUUUACGUAAAAUCACAGCUGCAUCAAUCACGGCUGCGCCAGGUAAUUUGCAUUUCGUUCGAAUUCAGAAGUUUACACAUUAUCUAUUAGGAUGGUCAACAACUAAUAGUUUAAAUACUGCUCAAGUGCAACAUGCAGCAUCUCGUUUAUUAAAUGAGAAAGUACUAGUUUAA
This is a messenger RNA of Adineta ricciae, 375 nucleotides long. The record is from the annotation of a GenBank genome assembly. Lineage: Eukaryota; Metazoa; Rotifera; Eurotatoria; Adinetida; Adinetidae.